Messenger RNA from Musca domestica (house fly), 6204 nucleotides. RefSeq names its product mucin-2. NCBI's taxonomy places the organism in Eukaryota, Metazoa, Arthropoda, Insecta, Diptera, Muscidae. The coding region runs from base 1239 to 3929 and encodes 896 amino acids. The transcript has 6 exons. The record is from RefSeq and is a predicted model, not a curated record.
UUUGUUUUUAUGUAAUGUGUUCUUGUGUUAUUGUUGCAAUAGUUUUACUUUUUGCAGAAAAAAAUAAGAAACGUUGUAUUGUUGCUUGGUUGGCCCAAUGAUUGUGUGAUUAAAAGAAAAAAAAAAACCUUUUUAUGGCUGGGAAAAAAUGCUGUUUGCUUGAUUUUAAACAACUAACAAAUGCGCUCCCCCCACUCCUGUUCACAUAACAGUUUCAGGCAAUACUUUUCAUGUUCAUUUGAACACCAAUACAUUGAAUGGAUGGAUUUAAUAUAGAGAAGGCAACAACAAAAUACCAAAUGUGUGGAGUUUGGAGCAGAAAAACAGAUGAAGGAAAAAAACAACAAAACAAAACACAAAGCCAUAAAGCAGUUCAGCAGCUCGCUGUUACUUUUUUUUUCAUACAUCGUCAUCGUCAAACCAAUAGUGCAAUUUGUUUAUGUUGUAACUAACGACGCGCUUGCUCUAUGGUUUGCAAGGCGAGAGCAGCAGCAAGUUAGCUAAGUUAAGACGCUCUGUUUAUUGUGGCUGUUUAUUGUUGUUAUAAUGCUCACGCCAACACGGCGCUGCGCAGUUGCUUUGGCCUAACGCUUUGGCUCUGCAUACGCUUUGAUAUUGUGAGCAAAAAUUUAGCUGUUAGUUGAAGCACGUCAGUAACAGUAACACAGGCAACAACGAACGAAACAACGCGCAAAAUCGGCGGAUCACAAUUAAAGUCCGCCUUAUAAACGACGCUUGUAAAAAAAAAACAAAUAUAAAAAAUUACUUUUUAUAACCAUAAAAUAAAACUCAAAGGAGAAAAAAAAAUAGAUUUCUAAUAACAAUAACAACAACAAAAAACUGUGAAAAUAACAUAGAAAAGAUUUAUUUGCAGUAAUUAAUUUGCCAGACCCACAACAAUACUUUUACUUUAAUUUAUGCUUAUAACCAACUUUAAAAAUGAGCCGUUAUUGAAUGGUUCUAAAAAAACCUCAAAGAAGUAAAUUAUUUGAACUCUCGUUUUACCAAUAAAUUAAAUCAUAUUUAAUCGUUUGAAAAAAGUAGCAGUCAACAGCAAAACCACCAAUAGCCAAUAACUGGAGUACAACAACGACAAUAACAAACGAUUUGAACGACGAAAUAGGACCAACAUCACCACGCAACACAACCAACAGCAGCAGCAGCAGCCGCCAACAGCCGCAGCCCAAUCAACGCCGCCGCCGUCACCACCAACAGCAACAACAACAUCAUCUCCAACAAUGAAGAAUUACUUAACAACAAUUUUUGUAUUUCUAAUAGUUAAUGCUCAAUUGGAUUUGUCCUCUUGCGAUGGAGUUCCUCUACUAACUCAAACCAUAUAUGGAUUUUUGGAUUUUACAACGACCAUUGGUAAUACGGUUAUGGUAUUUUCGCCACAGAGUGCCCCACCGCCAACACCAAACAGUCCUCCUCCACCAGUUACAACCGAGCCACCAAUUUUGAUUAAAACAAAUCCCCUGGAAACUGUGGCGCCCAAGGAGGCUGAUGAAACUACAAUUAACCCAACUAAACUGAAAUCUUCUUCUACCACCACGACAACAUCAAAAUCAAGCCAUAAUGAAGAAAGUACAACAAAACCAAAAGCUACGGAAGUGAAAACAUCAACUACUACGGCAUUGACGACAACAACAUCGACCAAUGUACCGGCAUCACAGGUUAGCGCACAAGAGCCAGCAACAACUACAGCAAAGGCCAAACCUGUUCAGUUGCCCAAAAAACCAACCUCAACAUCUUCGACGUCGCCAACAUCAGCAUCUCCAGCUGCAGCACCAGCAUCAUCAUCAUCACAGCCAUCAAUUGUAAUUGACAAUGUUGUCCAUGAUCCGGAAUAUGAUCUACUUUCACGACAACCACCCCAAUAUGUGGAGGAAAACUAUCGAGUGGUCAGCUUAAGGCCAAAUAAUAAAAAUUCCCGGCCCGCCGUGGUUGUUACACCGGAAAAGAACACUGCCUCUACCAGCAGUGUUUUGGCCACCAGAGUAACGGCCUCAGCCGCUUCCUCCUCCUCCUCAAGUCGGGCACAUAAAAAUAAAAAACACAAAAUAAGGGCUUCCUCAACAUUGCAGGUCUUAAAGACCGCUGCCCCGGUACAACAUCCCAAAGUUACUGCCAGUUCUAAAGCACCAAGCCAUCGCAGCAGCAGCAGCGGCACAUCCAGCUCAAGUUCAAGAAAGAGCAGCAAAAAAGGUUCGCAUCGCACAACCACCACCACCACAACAACACCCCAGCCCAAAGAAGAUGUGGUCAUUGUUAAGUCAUCGUCUUCAUCAUCAUCAUCGAGUUCCCGUAAUAAGCCCAAAAGGAAAAACAAAAACAAACACUCCUCAUCAUCUUCAUCAUCGUCGUCGUCGUCAUCGAGCACAUCCAAACCCAGAUACAGCAGCAGCGGCACCACAACCACCACCACCGAGGCCAGCGUUAAACGGGCAUUUAAACCCAAACUUCAAAUUUCAAAUCCCGAUUUAGAAAGUAACAAUAAUUUACAUAUUACGAAAUUGAAUCGCACCCCCGGUCGUUGGCAAUACAAAACAUCACCAAAGCCACGUGUCUCAAUACGCAAGCCCUCGGUGGAGGUAAACGGUCCAUUGGGUUUGGCCAAUGUCUCGUCAGUGUAUCCGGAACCAAGUCUAAAUGAUAAUUUCCCCAAUAAUAAUUUCCUCAAUGGCAAUGGAAUUUAUAAUCAAAGUGAUUUGGAUUUUGAGGGUUCACAAAAUGGAGCCGUUCUCAAUAAUAUCGCUCCAGAGGGUAAACAGAAGUAUUUCACGGAAACGAUAAAUGUUGAAAUUUCAACACCGGCUGAUUUUAAGGAUACCUAUUAUGAAAUAGCCACAAUUAAGAAGCCGUUUACAUUCCAGGCUGGCGUCUUGAAAAAGACACGCUACAUUACGGUAACUUCGACCAUUGAAAAGUUCCUAACCAGUGAACCAUCGAUUGAACCGCGCAAUGAUGAUGAGCCCCUUACGGAGAAUAUUUUGGCAGCCACCGAGAAACCUAGCAGCGGCAUUUUGAUGGGAAGUGUUAGUACCUUGGCACCUAUUUACGUUAACAAUGAUUCAUACACACCCUAUUUGGAAACGGUAACCGAAUCGUUUAGUGUUGUCAAUCAAAAACUAAAAACACAAAUUCUGCCUGUCAUAAAUGAGUUACAUAACCUAACAACUUAUCACACUUUGGUCCAGACGAUCGAUAUGACAAGUUUAAUAACCGUGGUUAAGACCACUUCACCCGACAUGGAAACUAAAGAUUUUCAUGGUUUCCAAGAUUUUGUAGGCAAUUUGGAUGAGGCAGGUUCUGAGAUUAAUUUAGAUUUGGAAUUCGGUGAUGAGGGUAAUAAUCAGGAGGCUAGCCAUGAGUCUGGACAUAAACAUCAUUUGGAUUUGGAUGGUUUGGGUCAUGGUAAUAAAACGGCAGCCAUAUUGCCAACCCUUUCCUCGGAUCAACAAAAUCUCCUGCAAAAUGUCAUUACCAAUUCACGGCCUGUCAUUAAAUUGGAAACACAAUGGGAAUCAUAUGUGGUGCCCAUUACAAAUGGACCAUCCACCUUCUAUCGUACGCUCUCCAAGGCAAAGGGUGUUGUAGAGAAGACAGAAUAUGUUGUUGACACCACAACUGUACCAGCACCGAUAUUACCACCGACCACCCUACCAAAUCCAUUCCUAUUGCCACAAUUGCAACAGUUCCAGACCAUCACAACACCCGUUGUACAACAGACAAUUGUUACACAAACUGAGAGUAAGGUUUUGAAACUGACAUUUGGAGCGAAAACCGCCUACACCACAUUGUAUUCGACACAAGUUGUGCCCACUCUGCAGACAACAUAUGUAACGACAUCGGUGCCUGUACAACCCACAGCUAAUCCCUUCCCUGGCUAUUUCCCACCUGCCUAUAAUCCAUUUGCAUAUUUAGGUUAGGAAAAGAAAACAAAAAAAUGAUUGUUUACAGAUAUCGAUACCUAUAGGGAUUUAAAGGCCGAUUUCUUCUUCAUUUCGAACUGCUAAAUUGGACAUUAAUAGUUGGACAUAAAUUGAUCAUAAGAGAGUAGUGUUCCGAAUAAAAGGGUUUCAAUGCAAAUUAUGGUAAAAGUAAACAUGUAGAUGCAUCAGCGCUUAUGUCAAAAAUUUUAAAAUGCUUUUUCAAAAAUAAGCAGAUUUUUAUUUUUUUUUCUUAUACGACGUUAAUCGGAGGUCAUUUUGAUAUGCAUUUUUCAAGAAUUUUAACGAAUUUGAAUAAUUUUUCAUUGAAAAUUGUCAAUUUCAAAAUUGGUUUGACAGUUCAUUGUCCCAUCAGCUGCGUCGAUGCGACUACCUGUAUUCUUCUAUCAUAAUAUAAACAUGACCUUAAAGCACGUUUAGAUUUAUGAAAUUCACUCGAUUUCAAAUGUCAAUUCGGCAGCGUAAACGUCAAAUAACAUCCACUGGAUUUAUAUGGUAGAAGCAAUGGUAGAAGAAUUUAGGUAGACGCAUCGACACAGCUGCUGGGACAAUGAACUGUCAAGACAAUUUUGCAAUUAAAGAUUUUGAAUGAAAAUUUAUUCAAAUUCGUAAAAAUUGUUGAAAAAUGCAUAUCAUAAAAACCUCCGAUUGACGUCGUAUAAGAAAAUCUAUAAAAACCGAUUUAUUUUUGACAAAAUAUUUUAAAAAUUUUGACAUUUCAAUGUUCCCAAGAGUUGAUGCAUCUACCUAUAUUCUUCUGCCAUGCUAUGUCAUGAACGAUUUGAAGUAUAUUUUUAUGCAUUUCAUAUUAAAUAGAUCAUUUCAGAGCCUUAUAUCAUAACUUCAAAAUAUGUUAAAUAUCCGAAUUCCAGCUGAUUUAAACUCUAAAAUAGAAUUUGUUCCAGAACUGCAAGAAUUUUAUGAUGUCAGAAUUUUUUCUUUUAUGAUAUCAGAAAAAAAUUUCGAAAAUAGUAGAUUUUUGCAAGUUCUGGAACAGAGCAAGAAUAUCGGUUACUUUCUCAAUUAUCCAUUGUAUAUGCCUUGGUUCCGAAGCCGCAAAAAAUGUAAAAAUGUUACUACGAUAACCGAUUUUCCUUUAUGUUAUCGAAAAAAGUUUAAAAUACCAAUAGAUUCUUGCCUGUUCUGGAACAGAGCAAUAAAACGUUUUAAUAUAAACCCCCUUCAAACCCUAUAGGUAUCGAUGUAGCCUAUAAUGUACAAUAUUACAUAUAAAUAUUAUCCUUUGUAUUUUCAUCGCGUCCUACAGACGAAAAAUACUUUCCUUUCUUAAUUUACUCACAUGGACUUGUUGGUGGAGACACAUAACCAAAAUUGAAAAGUUGGCAGCAUUGUAUGCAGGUAUUUCUUCAUACAAUGCUGCCAAGUAUUCCAUACUGCUUAUGUGCCUCCAUCUUUAUGAGGAAGUCAGACACAGAAAAUUUUAAUGAAAGGAAAUUUACGAAAAUUGCAAUGUUUGAUUUCUGAGAUUCAGAAUCUCUUAUUAUAAGCAUUUUAUAGGUGUCUGGACACAGCAUAAAUUUACUCCAAGAUGUUUUUAUAUUAUUGAGCUAUCUCAAACAUUUGCGAAACGGCAUCUUAAAAAGAAUUGCCAGAAGCAAAUUUAUUAUGUGACCGGGAAUCUAUGAAAGUUUGUGAAAAAUUGCCCUAAAACACAUAUGUAUUUUAUUACUUUUAAAAAUUUCACACACUCACACACAACAACAACAGCAACAUAAAAUACUCAAUAUUCACAAAUUAUCAUGCAUCUAUUAAAUUCAUUUAUAUACAUAUUUUGUAAAUUUUAUUUUGUUUAAUUUAUUAUUAAAAAGUAAAAAGAAGAGAAUCCUGUAAAUCGAAAACUAAAACUCCACACAAAUCACAUGCAUUCUAACCACCACACAUUUUCAUUAUCACCGACACAUUUUAGCUAUUAAUGUUCUCGUUUUUAUUUUUUGUACAGUUAGCAAUACAAACAGCUAAAUCUACUCCAUAUAUAAAAAAAUUAAAGUUAUAUAUAAAUAUUAAGCAACGACAAUUAUUAUUAUACCAUAAAACUGUAUUGGCUCAAUAAGAAAGUAAAUUGUAACAAAUUGGAUUUAUAUUUCGCCCAAAAUCCGAAUUUAAAAUUUCCAUAAUGUAUUUAUGUAUUUAAUUGCAAUUAUAUGUAUGUAUUUUUUUUAAAUGUUUUUUUUUUGUCAUUGAUUAUUGGAGCUCAAAUUAUUGAAUAAAAUUUUUAUUUGUUGAAAAAUUUAAA